Molecule: messenger RNA, 2511 nt
Organism: Clupea harengus (Atlantic herring)
Lineage: Eukaryota; Metazoa; Chordata; Actinopteri; Clupeiformes; Clupeidae
Gene: tcf19l
Product: transcription factor 19 (SC1), like
Biological process (GO): regulation of gene expression
Cellular component (GO): nucleus
Molecular function (GO): protein binding
Source: RefSeq, a predicted model, not a curated record
GUAAAUCUCGCGCAAGGAAGCCCCUUCUGGCGCGCCAAAUUUCAAAGGACUUCCUGGGAAAAGGACGCGAAAACAGGAACAACAGCGAUUAAAUAAAGAAUAAAUACCCCAGUUUGCAAUUCCAUUUUCUCGAUAAAAAAGGUGGUGGAACAUAAUCUGGCAAGACCGAACACUUCUCGCGGAGGCAACUUUAUGAUUCAUCUCAUUUGUGACCUACAGACAAACCCCAAUGAAACGUCACUGUGGUAGCUGUAGAGUAAACGAAUGUUAACAAGAUAAUUUUAGGCACCCUGUAGCACUGUCAAUUUUCGCCAAACUGUUACAUGCAGUUACCUGUUGGUAAUGCUUGUGUAGACAUGUACACACAUGACAUUGUGCUCGCUUUUUAAACCUAUUUUUAAAGUUGUCACCAUUUUAAAAAACAAAAAACAUGUACCGUACUUCAAUGAAAACCAAUCACAUAUCUAAUUAAGCUCAGCUCAAGUCAGGGCUUUAUUCUGGCGGACUCGGUCGGGUGUGGGAGGGGUUGUAGGGAGCUGCGAUGCGGUCCGAAGUGCAGCCCUGCUUUCAGCUGCUGAGAAUUGGCUCUUCCAUGUCCAAUGGCAACGCUCUACCGGACUCAUCCCGGGACUUGUACACUUUUCGGCCUGCACUCACUCACUCGGUGUUCAGGCUCGGCCGUGCAGCAGAACUGUGCGAUGUGACCCUGGAUGCUGCCAACGUGUCUCGAAUCCAUGCAGAGCUAUACGCCGAAAAGGAGAGCGUUAUAAAUGGAGAGGAGGGCUGGAAAGUGCGGGUUAAGGAUCGAAGCAGCUAUGGCACUUGGGUCAAUGAUGCACGUUUGCAGUCUGGUGUCCACUGGGAACUUUCAGAUGGUGACACCCUUGCUUUUGGUGGGCAGUCGGAACAAGGGAGCCCAGAGUUCUAUUUCCUGUUCCAGAAAGUUUGUGUGCGGCCACUUGACUUUGAUGCCAUUACCCUCCCGAAGGCGGGCUCUUUCUCCUCGGACCUCCAGAACCGCAUGAGGACCAGCCUAGAAGGCAAGGUGGAGCCCAACCUGGAUAUUUCCAGCCUGUCCAUCAAGCGUGCCACCGUCAUCCUCAACUCCAUCGGCAGCUUGAGCAAGAUGAACGGCAGCUGCUGGACAUUCCGCCGGGCCGACAGCACGCCCACCCCGACCUCCAGCCGGGUCAGCAGCCCAACGCCCCACUCACUGGUCCCCCCCUCCACCCCGCCUCCUCCGGCAGCUCCGCUGGCAACCUCCUGCAGCACGUCGGCCAAGAGUCGCCGCAAGUCGGCCCACACGGUGCUCUUGGAGGACGAUAGCACAGACGAUCAGGGGAAUGUAUCGACGGCUGGAGAGGCCAGGCUUCGCGGGCGGAAGAGGCGCCGCCUCUAUAAGUCUGAGUCUGAGUGCUUCCAGCCCCCUUUGGCCAAGCCCGAGCCCAGAGCUGCACCACGGCCCAACGUCAACAUCACCGCCUAUAACAAUCAUUCUAACUCUAACAAUCACAGCGAGACCAAACUUGGCCAGCACCUCAACGCCAACGUGCACAUGCGACGCAACAACGUCGACCCCGUCUGUAAUCGCGGUAACGGGGGCAGAGGCGCCCCUGUGUUCCGCCAGCGGGAGCUGAAGGGCCUGUCUCCGGCAUCACGGGGCAGGAGGAGGUCUGCGCCUUCGCCCAUGUACUCCCCCCUGGUGGUGGGAGGAGAAAACUACCACCUGGCCUCGCCCUCCCUGAGGCUGGCCAGAGGAGGCAGGGAGAGGAACCAGUUCUCCCGCUUUCAUGUAACUACAGGGAAGCGGCGUGGCCGACCCAGGAAGCACCCUCUCCCUCCACGCCCAUCCCUCCCCUCCCCUACUUCCUCCUCCUCCUCUUCAUCCUCCUCCUCAUCUUCAUCCUCAUCAUCCUCCUCUUCAGACGACGACGACGAAGAUGAUGACGACGAGGAAGAGGAGAGGGCUCAGGUGGGAGGCGGUGAGGCAUGUGCGGCUGGCUUGCGCUGUCGGCUGCCCCAACAGGACACGGUGCAGUGGAUCCAGUGCGACGACUGCGAUGGCUGGUACCACGUGGACUGCCUGCGUUGCACCCGUGCUUCGCUCCUGAUCGACCCAAACGCCGACUUUCACUGCGGCUGCUGCUAAGGCUUCACCCUCCACCCCUUCACCCACACACAUAAAAAUCGGCCUGCUUCUAUAUAGUAAGACCUGCCCCACUGACUUGUACAGAGGCUGCUGCUACCAGUUAUUUCCACCUUGUCUUCUUAUCGGCACACACUGAAAUAUGACUCGUUUCCCUAUUGUAUGUGCUCCCAGCCCACUCUGUGCAGUAGAUACACAUAAACACACACAAAGUACAAAGUCCCCCGUUUUAAGACUAUCAGACUUGAGCACCACCAUUGGUGCCACACACUCACUCCACAGAGCCACUUUCAUCAGUGAAACUGUUUAUCUCCUAACAUUUUCUGAUGUAAUACGUUUUAACACACACACACACACACACACAC